Messenger RNA from Penaeus vannamei (Pacific white shrimp), 2544 nucleotides. Lineage: Eukaryota; Metazoa; Arthropoda; Malacostraca; Decapoda; Penaeidae. The record is from RefSeq and is a predicted model, not a curated record.
AUGGCUGCUUUGUCCACUAAUAGGGUGUUUCCUGUCAUAAUUGGGGGCAUUGGCUCUGUUUCUUAUUACGGUGGGGUCCCCGAUGUCACUAAUUAUGGAGGGCUUCGUCGAGUCCCUGGCUUUCCCGAGCGACGAAGAACGAGCGCUUAUUUCCGCAAACGAGAACGCGUGCGGGGGGCGCCGUCGUUCACCCUCGAGGACCUCCCGCCGGAGUCCGACUACCUGGUCAAGGUCUACGCGCAGAACGUCAAGGGAAAGAGCGUGGAGCAAGUGCUGCACGGGUUCACGUUGCCUUCCGCGCAGCCGGGCACAGCUGUUCCUGCCACGCACAUCUUCCCCAUCACGCCCAUCUUAGGCGUGCUGAUCGGCGUGGUGGCCGCCCUCGUGCUGGUGGCCGUGGUGGUGGUGGUGGUGAUGAAGCUCCGGGGAGACACCAGGACCAUCAAGGGCAGGCCGGAAGGGGGGGCGAAGGGGCCACACUCCCCCCUUCACCCUGCCAAGGAUGGAGAUGACGGUCCCGACGUCAUCUUGUGUCGCACGGACUCGACCUACGAGGACGUCGACGGCAUCCCGCAGAAGCUAAAACACGCCAACAUCUACGAGACCGUCCCCUACGACACCAAGGACAAGAACAGCAAGAACAGUGAGAGCGCUGACAAGGACGAAGUGGCAUACGCCGAGCUGACCUUCAGCAACGGGAAGAGCAAGUCGAAGAAGAGCAAGAAGGCGGGAGCGAACGGCGCCGUCAGAUGCUCCGAGGAAUCCACCAUCUACGCCACCAUCGACCACAGCCGAACCGCCGCUCACCAGAAGCAGCAGGGGAUGCAGCAGCAGCAGCAGCAGCAGCAGAAGCAGCUCCAGCAGGCGCAGCAGAAGCAGAAAGACCUGGAGUCCAUGUGCCAGGUGGAGACCGACAGUAUCCCGCUGAUGGACGCAGCCCUCGAGAGCAACGUAUGAAGGGUGUGCUUGAAGCGGCGCGGAGAGACACGUAGAGGGGUUCGGGGAGGCCUCGCGAGCGCCCCACAAAAGUGCCUUUAAUUAGGAGUUAAGUUUCCUCUUUCGUAAUUGUGUGUUGAGAUAAAGACGAGAAUGGUAGGAAAAAUAGGGUGUCUGGAUUACUUUUUUUUUGGCUAAUUACGUUUUGUUUUCUUUAUUUUUUUUCUUGUAUAUAAAUAUAAGGAGAUAUUUGAUUAAACGUAGGUUUGUAUUAGCUCAAAGUUAUAUGAUUUCUUUUCAAACACAAAUGUGAAUUACUUUUUUUUAGAUAUUGUAACAGACAGUAGGUUAUAUGGAUUAUGCCACUUUAUAAAUACAUAAGACAUUUCUGUAUUAUAAUAACAUAUUAACAGUGCCAUGCAAGCAGUAGAAUACAUUAGUUUUUUUUAAAUUUACAAAGAGAACUAAGAUUACAAUAAAUGUUUUUAAGUUAUGCCUUUUAGCAGAUUUAUCGUAGUUUUAUCCAAUAAGUGUCCGAAGUUUCGUCUUUGAAGUGAAGUUGCCGUCAAGAUGAUUAUGAAAAUGUCUCUUCUUUCCGAUGUGGGUUAUUAAGGGUACUAGACGACCCUAAACACAUACUCAAGGCCACGCGAAGUAAAACAAGGCCUCGUCACACAGCGAUUCAUCAAAAAGGAUUUUAAGUCGGAGCAAUACGUCCACUGCCUCUUGAAAUACUCGAUAAAGAAUGAGAAUAAAAAAAAAGGAGAGAAAAGGAAGGAAAGAAAAUAAGAGAAGAUUUUUCUGACGAAGAACGAAAAUUACAACCUAGGAAUUAAUUAGGAAUUGAUUGAUUAGGAAGACGAAGGACAAAAAAUAAUUAUAAAAAUAAUAAAUUGCUGUUGCUAUUGAUUCCCCGCAACAUUUCACGGUCGUAUCACAUCUCUCGCAAACCUUUCUUUAAAACUGACAUCCUACCUCCCUUGCUUCACCAUUUUACAUUUAACACCAGUAUUCACAACAGACAAAAAGAACCCCUUGUACCCCUCAAAUUGAACUUGAACAAUGUCCGUUAUUGUCACUUAGAUUAUUGUUCAUUCAAGGGAUCCGUGGAAAAGGUCAACCGUCGAGAACAGAAAACUUGCGAAAUAUUCGUUAUAGUCGAGUCGCUUCUCUAAAUUCCAGUGCAAAUUCCUUCUCUAUAUUCCUAGGUCGGUUUUGCAUAGUCCAAGCCUUCGAAUGAUUUCAAAUGCUAGGGAAUUCCGGCUCUGUAAAUUCUCGAUUAGCGUUGAUUAAAAAGGUGUGUCAGAUCGAGAAGAUUUUUGCAAUUCUUUAUGAGGCCAGAUCGUGCAGUUGCAUUUUUUCGAAGACGAAUCAAAGAAUCUUAUUAAAAGCUAUUUUCAGAACUAAUGUAAGAUUAAUUAUCAAUCUAGGAGACACGAAAAGGUUACAGACAUAGUGGUGAUGUUAGAUCAACUUAGCAAUUAGCAACCUUAGGCUGAAAUGAAAGAAUGAUUCGAUCGUAGAAUGUCAAUAAGUUUUGAAGAAAAGACCUGUAGAUUAAGGAUCUCCGAAUCUUCAUGUUUACACAGAAUGUUAAUAUGUAAAAGA